Molecule: messenger RNA, 1704 nt
Organism: Tetrahymena thermophila SB210
Lineage: Eukaryota; Ciliophora; Oligohymenophorea; Hymenostomatida; Tetrahymenidae
Exons: 4
Source: RefSeq, a predicted model, not a curated record
AUGGAAAUAAACUAAGAAAAUCAACAGGCUUAGAAAGUAUAGCAAGAAAGUUAAUACCAUAAUUAACUAUUUGGGGAUUAAGAUACUUAGAAAGCUGAAGUAACAGAUACUUAUGAUGAAGAUAUAAGUCAGCUUAUUAAGUAUAGAAAGUAUAAGAUAUGCUAAGAUAAUAGGAAAAGAUUGACUAAUGCACUUUUGAAAAACCACCGCCAUCAAAAUUUAGAAAAGCUAACCAUUAGCAGUAAGUAGUUCUUGGACCUCUAUUUUAGUACAACAGAAAUGGAAGACAUAUCUUUACAUGAUUUAGUUAGAUUUAAAGACCUCUUAUUAUUAGUUUAUGAUCAUUAAGAAGAUAUGUUCUACUAUUAGUAUUUUGAAGAAAAACUCAAAGAAGGUACCCAGUUUGUAACUCAAGUAAUAUAGCAUGUAAAGAAAAUAAUUUGUCUUGACACAAAACAAAUUAUUUAGAAAUCUGAUAUCCUGCUCGUUUUAAUUGAAAUUUUGUCUGAUAUUACUUAAUUCAUUCCAGAAAAAGAGAUCUUUGUCGAUUAGGAAAUUAUUUAGCAAGACAUUUUGGAAAAAUUAUUGAAUUUAAGUCUAAAUGAAUCAGAUAUUUCAAAUAAAAUUAGGACAAAUACUAUGCUUUUAAUAGCCUCUCUUUGUGAGCUUUCUCAAAAAAUAGCUGAAGUUUUAUUAAAAAGCGGAUUGCUAAACUCUAUUUAGACUUUUGCAUAGAAAAAGGAAUUCGAUAUAGGUUUUAUGAUCAAUUUUACCUAGCUCUUUCAAUCAAUUCUAAAGUGGAACUUCAUAUAAAAAGAGCACAAACAACAACUUUUGUUUUUUAUAGAAUAUAUUUUGUGGAUACUAUUUGAGGGGCUUGACAAAAUUAGUUUUGAACCCAUUCAGUUUAUUUAAGUAAGCAAGAAUAUAUGCUAAUCAUUUAAUACUUUAAGAGAAAUGGGUGAUUAUUAAGGCAUGGUUAUGAGCUAGAAUUUAAUCAGUAAAAUACUCGUUAUUAUAUCAAAAAAUUUUAAUGAGGAAAACAAGCAGUUUGUUGAGACGUAUAACCAUAAAGUAAAGUGCUUUUAUAAGUUGUUAUUAUAAAUAGCAAAGGAAAUGAAUAAAAAUAGUAAAAACUUUGAUGAUUUAUUUUAAUGGAUAGAAAAAGAAUAGAAUUUAAGAGUUCUUACUUAAAUAAUUCAUAAUAAUGUCUUUUUGCAUUUAAAAACUACCAAGCUUAGUUUGAGGGUAGCAUAAUAUUUAGUUGAAAUAUCUCCUGUUAUUUUAGACUCUUUGUUCACAAAUUUAUUUAUAAGUAAAUUGGUAAAUAUGCUUGAUAGCUAGCCUUCUUAUGUGGAAUUAAUUUUAUCCUUGUUAUAGUUCUUAAUUCUUAUGGGAGAUUAAAACUAGCUAAAAUAUUUGAUUGAAAGUACUAGUAUCUUGGAAAGUACACUCAAUUUGCUUAUUUUAGAUUCAACUACAAUAGAAGCCAAGCUGAAAAUAUCUGAACUUAUGCAAAUGUUUCUCAAAUAUGGAGAGCAAAAUUUAAAAACAGAUAUAAAGGAUUAGAAAGAAAUUAAUUUAAUUUAACUUCGUUUUGAAAGGCUAAAUGCAGUUUAAGUUAUUUAAAAAGAGAUUAUGGUUCAAUAAAACUCAGAAUUAGUUCUAUUUCUGUAAUCGAUCAUCGAAACAUAUUUUAAUUGA